GCGCCGGGAGCCAUGCGGGAGUACAAGGUGGUGGUGCUGGGCUCGGGCGGCGUGGGCAAGUCCGCCCUCACCGUCCAGUUCGUGACGGGCUCCUUCAUCGAGAAGUAUGACCCCACCAUCGAGGACUUCUACCGCAAGGAGAUCGAGGUGGACUCCUCGCCGUCGGUGCUAGAGAUCCUGGACACGGCGGGCACCGAGCAGUUCGCCUCCAUGCGGGACCUCUACAUCAAGAACGGCCAGGGCUUCAUCCUCGUCUACAGCCUGGUCAACCAGCAGAGCUUCCAGGACAUCCGACCCAUGCGCGACCAGAUCAUCCGCGUCAAGAGGUGA
Opisthocomus hoazin is the source of this 330-nucleotide messenger RNA. The record is from RefSeq and is a predicted model, not a curated record. Lineage: Eukaryota; Metazoa; Chordata; Aves; Opisthocomiformes; Opisthocomidae.